GCGGCGGUGUGCGAGAUGGAGGCGCCGGGGGGCGGAGCGGGGCCGAUGCCGACCACGCCGUCGCACGCGUCCAUAGCGGACUCGGACGACUUCGACCUGUCGCGGCUGCUGAACCACCGCCCGCGGAUCAACGUGGAGCGGCAGCGCUCCUUCGACGACCGCUCGCUCGGCGACCUCUACCUCUCCGCCAUGGACAGCCGCGGCGGGUACAUGGACAGCUACGAGAGCAUGUACUCGCCCGGCGGCGGGCUCCGCUCGCUCACCGGCACGCCGGCCUCCUCCACGCGGCUCUCCUUCGAGCCCCAGCUCCUGGUCGCCGAGGCCUGGGAGGCUCUCCGCCGCUCGCUCGUCUGCUUCCGUGGGGAGCCCCUCGGCACCAUCGCCGCCGUCGACAGCUCCUCCGACGAAGUCCUCAACUACGACCAGGUGUUCGUGCGGGAUUUUGUGCCGAGCGCGCUGGCGUUCCUGAUGAACGGGGAGCCGGACAUCGUGAAGAACUUCCUGCUCAAGACGCUGCUGCUGCAGGGGUGGGAGAAGCGGAUCGACCGGUUCAAGCUCGGGGAGGGCGCCAUGCCGGCGAGCUUCAAGGUGCUCAAGGACCCGAAGCGCGGGGUGGACACCCUGGCGGCGGACUUCGGCGAGAGCGCCAUCGGGCGCGUGGCGCCGGCCGACUCCGGGUUCUGGUGGAUCAUCCUGCUCCGCGCCUACACCAAGUCCACCGGCGACCUCACCCUCGCCGAGACGCCCGAGUGCCAGAAGGGCAUCCGGCUCAUCAUGAACCAGUGCCUCGCCGAGGGGUUCGACACCUUCCCCACCCUCCUCUGCGCCGACGGCUGCUGCAUGAUCGACCGCAGGAUGGGCGUGUACGGGUACCCGAUCGAGAUCCAAGCCCUCUUCUUCAUGUCACUGCGGUGCGCGCUGCUGCUGCUGAAGCCGGCGGCGGAAGGGAACGGCAAGCAGGACGACGACAUCAUGGAGCGGAUCGUGACGCGGCUGCACGCGCUGAGCUACCACAUGCGGACCUACUUCUGGCUCGACUUCCAGCAGCUCAACGUCAUCUACCGCUUCAAGACGGAGGAGUACUCCCACACCGCCGUCAACAAGUUCAACGUCAUCCCGGAGUCCAUCCCGGACUGGCUCUUCGACUUCAUGCCCUCCCGCGGCGGCUACUUCGUCGGCAACGUCAGCCCCGCCAGGAUGGACUUCCGGUGGUUCGCGCUGGGCAACUGCGUCGCCAUCCUCGCGUCGCUCGCCACGCCAGAGCAGGCCGGCGCCAUCAUGGACCUCAUCGAGGAGCGAUGGGAGGACCUCAUCGGCGAGAUGCCGCUCAAGAUCUGCUACCCGACCAUCGAGGGACACGAGUGGCAGAACGUCACCGGAUGCGACCCCAAGAACACCAGGUGGAGCUACCACAACGGAGGAUCAUGGCCAGUGCUGAUCUGGCUCCUGACGGCGGCGUGCAUCAAGACCGGGCGGCUCAAGAUCGCGAGGCGGGCGAUCGACCUGGCAGAGGCGAGGCUGGGGAAGGACGGCUGGCCGGAGUACUACGACGGCAAGCUCGGGCGGUACGUGGGGAAGCAGGCGAGGAAGCACCAGACGUGGUCCAUCGCGGGGUACCUGGUGGCCAAGAUGAUGCUGGAGGAUCCGUCCCACCUGGGCAUGAUCUCACUCGAGGAGGACAAGGCCAUGAAUCCCGUGCUCAAGAGGUCUGCCUCCUGGACUGUGUAAAAUGAUGAUCGAUGACUGUCGAUCGGUGGCCCUUGAUGUGAUGCUGGUCGGAAAUGUAACCAGGGGAAGGAAAAAAGAGCAUGUUAAUUUUUGGGUUUAGCAAUCCUGUAUGUACUCCCUAAUCGAAGAAAAACAUGUUUUGGCUGUCUCCCACUUUUGGAA
Messenger RNA from Lolium rigidum, 1890 nucleotides. Its product is annotated as cytosolic invertase 1-like. Lineage: Eukaryota; Viridiplantae; Streptophyta; Magnoliopsida; Poales; Poaceae. Gene Ontology annotation, biological process: sucrose catabolic process. The record is from RefSeq and is a predicted model, not a curated record. The transcript has 4 exons. Gene Ontology annotation, molecular function: sucrose alpha-glucosidase activity; endo-alpha-N-acetylgalactosaminidase activity. Bases 16 to 1728 code for a protein of 570 amino acids.